Molecule: messenger RNA, 1737 nt
Organism: Chondrus crispus (carragheen)
Lineage: Eukaryota; Rhodophyta; Florideophyceae; Gigartinales; Gigartinaceae
Exons: 1
Coding region: 1-1737 (578 amino acids)
Source: RefSeq, a predicted model, not a curated record
AUGGAUGAAAUUUCGAAACAUCAAAGGCAUGUGGCUUCGGAGCAGUGGGCAGCCCCCUUCAAGAAAAAACUGCAGUGCAGCGAUGACCGAUACUCACGCAAUGGAGAUAUUGCUAACAUUCGCUCCCUCGCCCUCGCUCUCUUCGCCUCCCGCAACCUCAAUGAAGUCAAGAGCCUCAACAUUCUCGAGAUCAUUUUGGAAAAACUUGAGACAGAACGUGCCAACAAAACUGAAUUUGUGAAUCUCCAAUGCGUCCCAUUGCUGAUUCACCACAUGGCGAAAAAUCAAGAAAGCAGAGAUACUCAAACGAUAUCUUGUCAGGUUCUCACUUCUUUAUCCAUCGACGAUGAGACAUCCCAAACGGAGAUUGGAAUAAGGAGUGGAAUCGAAGCUACUGUAAUCGCGCUGCGUAAAUUCAAUAGAGAUCCAAUCGUAUGCAGGGCUGCUUUCUCGGCCCUGAGAAACUUAGGUAUGGUUGCAGACAAUCGAAAUCAAAUGAUAGCUCUGGGCGUCUUGGAAUGCAUAGUCGACAGUCUGGAACACUUUAUUGAAGACAGCAUCCUCACCGAGAACGCCGUUGCCACUAGUGCCCGUAUUGUCUUCGGGCAUCGCAAGGCUCGGGUUGCGUUUGGAGAAAUGGGAGGCAUUGCCCUGAUUACGUCGGUUAUGCAAAGAUAUGAGUUUCUUUCAGAGAUACAAGGUGAGGCUGGCCUUGCUAUUCGCAACUUGGCUUUUCAGUGUUCUCCAAAUCACAGCCAUAUGCUUAAAGCUAACACCAUCAAUUCUCUCUUCAGAGGACUGCGUAUUCAUGCGGACAACUAUUCGGUAGCAAAUCAAAUGAUUGCUGCAAUUGGCAAUACAAUAUCUCUGGAUUGUGAUGCCAGGCAGCGCGUGCUCGAUGAGAAAAUUUAUAUCACUCAAACAUUCCGGACCCUUACAAUCUACUCUUCAGAUAUCUUCACCGUCCGAAAACUUGUGACCGUGCUCUUUCACCUUUGUGCGAAUGACCAGCGAUCUAACAAAUCUAGCUCGAGAACUUUGUCCAUAUGUUGUACGAAAGAAGGCCUAUGCUCAGGAAUAGUGGAAGCAAUGCGCACUGCAUUGAAAGAAGAUGGCGCUGUUUUGGCCAAGCUUGCCAUUAUAGCGCAUGAGCUUUGUCUUGAGAAGACAUUCAAACAAAAGAUCGGUGAGUGUUACAUAAUCAACGUCCUCUUGAAGGCGCUGGCUUCAUCCGAUUCAGACAUCCUUCGGGAUCUAUUGCUCUGCCUCAUUGCCGUUUUAUCUUCAAGUCCUGAAAAUGUUCAAAAAUUUAACGGAGGGCGAGGAUGUAAUAUUGUUCUAAGCGUGAUGAGAGAGAAUGGUCGAAAUGAAGAUGUGGUUCUGCAAUGCUGCAAGACUUUGGAUACUGUAGCAGAGGGAAAUUUUUUGACAUCUCCGCAAUUUUUUAGCACAAAACAAGAGGUGGCUUCAGUGGUCUUCAAAGCGAUGAAGGACUUCCCAGAAGCUGCCCUCGUUCAAGAGCACGGUUGUUCUUUGUUGAUCAAAAUCGCUGGAAUCAGCCGGGAGGAAUGCAGUCAGAUGGUGAAAGUUGGUGUUCGAGAUACGGUUGAGAUGGCCCGGGCAACUCAUUCGGGAAACACAGUAGUGGAAUCCUUAUCAACUAGACUUCUUUCUCUUUUGAUGAGCGAUCACUCUUUGAAGAAAAGCAGAAGUGUCCUAGAGACUGACGUAUUCUGA